Zophobas morio is the source of this 420-nucleotide messenger RNA. RefSeq lists its product as uncharacterized. Gene Ontology annotation, molecular function: protein binding. The coding region runs from base 1 to 420 and encodes 139 amino acids. Lineage: Eukaryota; Metazoa; Arthropoda; Insecta; Coleoptera; Tenebrionidae. The record is from RefSeq and is a predicted model, not a curated record. The transcript has 2 exons.
AUGUAUAAAAUUUUACCUUUCGUCCCCGACGUUGAAUUUGCUUUGUCGAAUUUACCCGUGGAGCUUUGGGCCAUCAUUUUGAGGUGUUUGGACCCUACUUCACUUCUAGCUGCUGCCAGAUCCAACGACCUGUGGAAACACAUCGCCCAGGGAGAUCCUAUUUUGAGGACGACCAUCAAGGACCAGAGGGUGUUGGAGAAACGAAGACGCCGAGAGGAGAUGCUUAAUCCAGGGCUCCUGAUUUCCGUAACCAGAAAUGGACCCGGAGGAGUGUUUGGACCCAACGGUACCAAAAUUGUUCGAAGACAGGUUCUAGCACGAGGACCAGUUACCACCGUGGAAAAAAGGAAAUGUCAAAACAAAGACGCUGGACCUUUUCGUAAAAAAAUAAUUCAAGAAGUGAAAAUAAUGAGAUGUUAA